This is a messenger RNA of Monodelphis domestica (gray short-tailed opossum), 4933 nucleotides long. The record is from RefSeq and is a predicted model, not a curated record. Lineage: Eukaryota; Metazoa; Chordata; Mammalia; Didelphimorphia; Didelphidae.
GAGGCUGUUUCCGGGCCAUCCACAACUUCUUCCGGAGUCGCUGUCGAAGUAAAACGGAAGUGUCCCGGCGGAGGAACCUGGGUUUAGAAAGAGAAGGUAGAGGAGAGAAGAGUUCGGGUCUUCCUACAAGUCUUGGGCUUCCCUGAGGACGCUGGGGGGUCGGGGGCUCUGGCCCUCCCCCGCUGCGGAAGCCCGGGGAUGGCGACGGCAGGGACGGCUCAGGAGAAACAGUUCCCCCCGGCGCUGCUGAGUUUCUUCAUUUACAAUCCCCGCUUCGGCCCCCGGGAAGGAGAGGAAGAAAAGAAGAUUCUGUUUUAUCAUCCAAAUGAAGUGGAAAAGAAUGAAAAAAUUAGAAAUGUUGGAUUAUGUGAGGCUAUUGUACAGUUUACAAGGACCUUUAGUCCAUCAAAACCUGCAAAAUCCUUACACACACAGAAGAAUAGACAGUUCUUCAAUGAACCAGAAGAAAAUUUCUGGAUGGUCAUGGUUGUUCGGAAUCCCAUGAUUGAGAAACACAGUAAAGAUGGAAAACCAAUUGUUGAAUACCAAGAGGAAGAAUUAUUGGACAAAGUGUACAGCUCUGUACUACAGCAGUGCUAUAGCAUGUACAAGCUUUUUAAUGGUACAUUUCUGAAAGCCAUGGAAGAUGGAGGUGUCAAGGUUUUAAAAGAAAGAUUAGAAAAAUUUUUUCACCGGUAUUUGCAAACCCUGCAUCUACAAUCAUGUGACCUACUUGACAUUUUUGGUGGAAUCAGCUUUUUCCCAUUGGAUAAAAUGACUUACUUGAAAAUCCAGUCCUUUAUAAAUAAGAUGGAAGAAAGCUUGAAUAUAGUUAAAUACACUGCCUUUCUCUAUAAUGAUCAACUCAUCUGGAGUGGAUUAGAGCAAGAUGACAUGAGAAUUUUAUAUAAAUACCUUACUACUUCUCUAUUUCCAAGACACAUCGAGCCUGAGUUGGCAGGAAGGGAUUCACCAAUCCGAGCAGAAAUGCCAGGAAAUCUUCAACAUUAUGGAAGAUUUCUUACUGGGCCCUUGAACCUUAAUGAUCCAGAAGCAAAAUGCAGAUUUCCCAAAAUUUUUGUAAAUACAGAUGAUACUUAUGAAGAGCUUCAUUUAAUUGUUUAUAAGGCCAUGAGUGCAGCAGUUUGUUUCAUGAUUGAUGCCUCUAUGCAGCCUUCUUUGGACUUUUGCCGAAGAUUAGACAGCAUCGUUGGACCUCAGCUCACAGUUUUAGCAUCUGACAUUUGUGAACAGUACAACAUCAACAAAAGAAUAUCAGGAUCUGAAAAGGAACCCCAGUUUAAGUUUAUCUACUUCAAUCAUAUGAAUUUAGCAGAGAAAAGUACAAUUCACAUGAGGAAAACACCUAGCAUAUCACUUACAUCUGUUCAUCCUGACCUUAUGAAGAUUCUAGGUGAUAUCAACAGUGAUUUUACAAGAAUGGAUGAAGAUGAGGAAAUCAUCGUGAAGGCAAUGAGUGACUAUUGGGUUGUUGGGAAAAAAUCUGAUCAGCGAGAACUGUAUGUUAUUUUGAAUCAAAAAAAUGCAAACCUGAUUGAGGUCAAUGGUAGAAUGAACCAAUAAGAAGGAAUAAGAAAAGAUUCUCAUCCACAAGGAAGAAUUCAUUGCAAGGGAUGGAAAUGAUGGCAAACUUGGAGGAAAAUGACCACUACAUCUUAGAAUUUGAGACAGCCAAAAAAGAAAAGAAAAGAAAAGUUGGGAUUAGUCUGACUUUGAGCAGGAAUUUUGAAAGGGUGAAUUUCUAAGAGUUCAGAGAAAAGACAGAUGGGCUUCUAUGACCAAAAAGUUCUACAGGAAGAAUGAGAAGCACUAAAUGAAAUGUAGAAGACAUAAGAAAAAUAUUUCUGAUUUGGAGGAAAAGGAAAAGUUGUUUAACAAUGUGGAUACAAACACAGUCAAGAUGGUGGAAUAAGGCAGGAACUCCCUGAGCUCUCCCAUAUUCACCUGCAAACAACUAUUUUUAAAAGUCUCAAAACAACUUCUGGAGGAGCAGAACCAACAAAAGCAGGGCAUGGGGUGGUUUGAAACAACCUUCCAUCCCAAGACAACUUAGAAGCAUGGGAGGAAAGCUCUGACUUGCUAUGGUAAGGGGGAAGCACAGUCCAGCACAGGCAGCAUCCGGGCACCAACAGCAGGCCAUGCCCUAGCAAGACUCCCACAUCCCCAAGGAGGGCAGGCCAGCAUCCAGGCUCCUGUGCAAGAAGUUUGGGCCAAUGGACCCUCUGCUUCAGGAGUAGAGUUAAAUCUUAAUGUUAAGUUAAAUCAUGAAAUAGGCUAGAAAAAUGAAAUGAAAAAGACCAACCAAAAAUUUAGUAUGGCAAUGGGGAUUAUUGAAAUACAAACUCAGAUAACAUCAACAAUGUCAAAACACCUACAUGUAAAGUCUCACGGAAAAAUGUAAAAUGGUGUCAGAAAGAACUCCCAAAGAAGCUAAUCAAAGGAUUUUAAAAAUCAAAUGAGAGAUUGGGUACAUGGAAAAAGAUGUAUAAAAACACACUGAAAAAAAAUAAUUUCUUAAUAAGUAGACUCAUGAGACAUCAAGAAAAAAAAUCAAAUAAAAUAAAAAGAAUUAAAAAAUCAAAUUAGAGAUACAGAAGAAAAAUUGGAAAAAAGAAAUGAGAGUGUUUCAGGAAUGAAAAAAAAGUCUUGUUAAAUGGAACACAAAAAAUGGGGAAAAGUGUACAAGAAUUCAACAACUUCCUAAAAAGCAGAAUUGCUCAACUAGAAAAGGAGAUACAUAAGUUCAAUAAAAUGAUAAUUCCUUAAAAGUCAGAAUUGGAUAAAUAUUCCAUAAGAUAUCAAGAAGCAAUAAAAUAAAAUAAAAGGAAUUUUUUAAAUGGGGGAGGGGGAAAGUGAAAUAGCUCACUGGAAAAACAAUUAACCUGGAAAAUAGAUCUAAAAGAGAUCAUUUAAGAAUUAUUGAAAGCCAUGAUCAGAAAAAGAGCCUAGACAUCAUAUUUCAAGAAAUUAUCAAGGAAAACUGCCCUAAAGUUCUUGAAUAAGGGGAUAAAGUAGAAAUUGAAAGAAGCAACUGAUUAAUUCCUGAAACAGAACCCAAAUGAAAACUCCCAGGAAUAUUAUAGUCAAAUGCCAGAGCUCCAAGGCUAACUCUACUACUGUGAAACCUUGAACAAAUUACCUAAUAUUGCUGGGGCUCAACUUUAUCAUCAUUAAAAUAAGACUAGAUAACUGAGUUUCUCCCCAUUCUAAGUCUACAAUAAUUAUCAUUUUGUUAUCCUGGAUACAGAUGGCAUGAGAGUAAACUAACUUCCUUUUUUUUUUACAUCCUUUCUAGACUAGAAGAUUACAUAGAGAUGCUCUAAGUUAUGCAGCUUAUUUAGAAUUUAACAGCAUUUCCUGAAAUCUCUGAUGUUUUAGAGGACUUCAUUAAAAGAUAUGGAUUAGACAGUAAUACGAUUAGGCAGAUUCAGUGGCUCUAUUCUUGGUUCCAAAACUACUUAGAAGGCAGCCUUCACUUCAGCCCCCACAAAGAGCUGGGCUUGGGCCUCUACUAUUUAACAUUUUUAUCAGGAUUUGGAUAAAGGUCUGGAGGGCAUGACUGUCAAAUAUGCAAAUGGCACAAAGCACAGAGUGAAAGCUGAUAUCAGAGUCAAUCUAAAUAUUGAGUCAAAUCUCUUAAGAUUAAAUUUAAUGGAGUAAGUGUAGUUUUGCAUUUGGGUUAAGAAAAUCAAUAGGUAGAAAGUGAGGGAGGCAUGAUUAUCCAUUUCUUCCUAAAGUUAGACAUCUCUAGCACUGGGCUUAGAAUCAGGAAUCAUCAUGAGUUCUAUUCUGGCCUCACACAAUUACUAUCUCUGUGGCCCUGCACAAGCCUCUUUGCUUCAAUUUCUUCAUCUCUAAAAUAAGCUGGAAAAGGAAAUGCAAACCACUCCAGUAUCUCUGCCAGGAGAUAGUGUCAUGAUGAGUCAAACACUACUGAAAAGAUACAACAAUAAAUUAGCUGGGUUUUAAAAAUAAAACCCUUUAUCCUCGGAAGCCUUUGAAGUCCUUCCCUAAAAACUGGAACACCGAUCCAUUGUUGGUCGAAUUGUGAUCUGAUCUAGUCAUUCUAGAGAACAAUUUGGAACUAUGCCCCUAAGUCUAUAAAACUGCACACCCCUUCAUCCAGUAAUACCACUACCAAGUCUAUGUCCCAUAGAGAUCCAAAAAGGGGGGUGGUGGCAGUAACCUAUUUGUACAAAAAUAUUUAUAACAGUUCUUUUUGUGGUGGUAAAGUAAGGAGAUGUCCAUCAAUUGGGGAAUGGCUAAACCAGUUGUGGUAUAUGACUGUGAUGGAAUACUCCUGUGCUAUAAGAAAAGACAAGCAGGAUAUUCCAGAAAUAUCUGGAAAGAUCUACAAGAACUGACGCAGAGUGAAGUGAGCAGAACCAGAACAUACACAGUGACAGCAAUAUUGUAUGAUGAUCAACUGAGAAUGACUUAGCUAUUCUUAGCAAUACAAUGAUCCAAGAUAAUUCUGAAGGACUUAUGAUGAAAAAUGCCACCUGUUUCCAGAGAAAGAACUAAUGGAACUUGAAUUCAGAUCAAAGUGUACUAUUUUUCACUUUUUAGUUUUUUUGGUGUGGGUUUUUUUAUUUUUUGGGGGGUGUUUAUAUGAGUCUUCUUUAAUAAUCAGACCAAAAUGGAAACAUUUUUUGUGAUCACACAUAUAUAACCUGGAAAUUGUUUGCCAUCUUAGGGAGGGGAGUGGAAAGGAAGGGAGAGAAUUUGAAAAAUGCUGUGAAAAUUGUUAUAAUAUGUAAAUAGGAAAAAUAAAAUAUUGAAAAAAAAAUAAAUUCCUCCCUGAAAUUCUUCCCAAUUUUGGCAAGAUUGAACCAGUAACAAGGUUAAAACAUUCCAGCAGAGUUAAUUGCUGUACAUAAAUUUUAAGAUUCUAUUUUUUUACCUGAUGUGU